GACCUUGAAGAAGCUUUGGAAGCUGGAGGUUGUGAUCUUGAAACUUUGAGAAAUAUAAUUCAAGGGAGAACACUACCUGCUGACCUGAGGGCCAAAGUUUGGAAGAUUGCUCUCAAUGUUGCAGGAAAAGGUGAUAGUUUGUCAUCGUGGGAUGGUAUUUUAGACCUGCCAGAACAGAACACUGUUCAUAAUGAUUGCCAAGAGCUUAUCAACCAGCUUUCAGUGCCAAAGGAGAAGUCAACAGCGUUACUUUUGGAUAUUGAAUCUGUAAUUACCUUUUAUUGUAAAUCACGAAACAUUAAGUAUAGCACAUCUCUUAGCUGGAUACAUCUACUCAAACCAUUGGUGCAUCUUCAGCUGCCCCGCAGUGAUUUAUACAACUGCUUUUAUGCUGUCAUGAAUAAGUACAUUCCUAGGGAUUGUUCCCUAAAGGGGAGACCGUUUCAUCUCUUCCGAUUACUCAUCCAAUACCAUGAGCCUGAGCUGUGUUCUUUUCUGGAUACAAAGAAAAUUACUCCAGACUCCUAUGCACUCAACUGGCUUGGAAGCCUGUUUGCAUGUUACUGUUCCACUGAAGUCACUCAAGCAAUAUGGGAUGGCUAUCUACAACAAGCAGAUCCAUUUUUCAUUUAUUUCUUAAUGUUAAUAAUUCUUGUUAAUUCAAAAGAAGUUAUUUUAGCACAAGAGUCAGACAGCAAAGAAGAAAUUAUUCAGUUCUUGGAAAAUACACCAUCCAGUUUGAAUGUAGAAGAUAUAGAAGACCUUUUCUCUCUGGCUCAGUAUUAUUGCAGUAAAACACCAGCAUCAUUUAGGAAGGAUAAUCACCAUCUGUUUGGCAAUACUUUGUUGGGAAUCAAAGAUGAUGAUGCAGAUCUUAGUCAAGCUCUUUGUCUGGCCAUCUCAGUAUCAGAGAUCCUUCAAGCAAAUCAGUUGCAAGAGGAGGGAGUCCGAUUCUUCGUGGUGGAUUGCCGUCCUGCAGAACAGUAUAAUGCUGGGCAUUUAUCAACUGCUUUCCACUUAGAUUCCGAUCUGAUGCUUCAGAAUCCAUCUGAGUUUGCACAGUCAGUAAAGUCCUUGCUUGAAGCACAGAAGCAGUCUAUUGAAUCUGGCUCCAUAGCUGGCGGUGAGCACCUCUGUUUCAUGGGCAGUGGCAGGGAGGAGGAAGACAUGUACAUGAAUAUGGUUCUGGCACACUUUUUACAGAAAAACAAAGAGUAUGUGAGCAUUGCCAGUGGAGGAUUUAUGGCACUGCAGCAGCAUUUGGCAGAUAUUAAUGUGGAUGGACCAGAAAAUGGAUAUGGUCAUUGGAUUGCAAGUACCUCAGGCUCAAGGAGCAGUAUUAAUUCUUCUGUUGAUGGUGAAUCUUCUAAUGGCUCUGGUGAUAGAGGAAUGAAAUCACUAGUAAAUAAAAUGACUGUUGCUUUGAAGACGAAGUCUGUUAAUGUCAAGGAAAAAGUUAUCAGUUUCAUUGAGAAUACUUCAACUCCUGUGGACCGAAUAUCUUUCAGUCUUCCUUGGCCAGACAGAACAUGUACAGAGCGACAUGUCAGCAGCAGUGACAGAGUGGGCAAACCUUACCGUGGUGUGAAGCCUGUUUUCAGUAUUGGGGAUGAAGAAGAGUAUGAUACAGAUGAAAUUGACAGUUCUUCAAUGUCAGAUGAUGAUAGAAAAGAAAUUGUAAACGUUCAGACUUGGAUAAACAAGCCAGAUGUCAAGCAUCAUUUUCCUUGUAAAGAAGUGAAAGAAAAUGGACACAUGUUUCCUAGUCAUCUUUUGGUUACUGCAACACAUAUGUACUGUUUAAGGGAGAUUCUUUCACGGAAAGGAUUGGCUUAUAUACAGUCUCGACAAGCACUAAAUUCUGUAGUUAAAAUUACAUCCAAAAAGAAACAUCCUGAGCUGAUUACCUUCAAGUACGGAAACAGCAGUGCUUCAGGAAUAGAAAUCUUGGCAAUUGAAAGGUAUUUGAUUCCAAAUGCAGGAGAUGCCACCAAAGCCAUAAAACAACAGAUUAUGAAGGUUUUGGAUGCUUUGGAAAGUUAA
Messenger RNA from Elephantulus edwardii (Cape elephant shrew), 2043 nucleotides. RefSeq names its product TBC1 domain family, member 23 (gene TBC1D23). The transcript is spliced from 18 exons. Gene Ontology annotation, biological process: embryonic brain development; retrograde transport, endosome to Golgi. NCBI's taxonomy places the organism in Eukaryota, Metazoa, Chordata, Mammalia, Macroscelidea, Macroscelididae. Gene Ontology annotation, cellular component: trans-Golgi network. The coding region runs from base 397 to 2043 and encodes 548 amino acids. The record is from RefSeq and is a predicted model, not a curated record.